Molecule: messenger RNA, 776 nt
Organism: Phlebotomus argentipes
Lineage: Eukaryota; Metazoa; Arthropoda; Insecta; Diptera; Psychodidae
Product: microsomal glutathione S-transferase 1-like
Exons: 3
Coding region: 100-555 (151 amino acids)
Cellular component (GO): membrane
Source: RefSeq, a predicted model, not a curated record
UGUUGUUUAGAGAUCUGACGGAAACGCCAGUUGUAUGAAAACAUAGUCAAGUGCCGGGUGUGUUUCGUGAAUUUUCUUCCCAAUUUUUUGAGUUAAAUCAUGGCUACUUUCACCGAACUUCUUUCCUAUGACAAUGACGUGUUCCGAGCCUACGUUUUCUGGUCCACGAUUCUUAUUGUGAAGACUCUGUCUAUGUCAUUUUUGACCGCACGUCAGCGUUUCAAGAAUAAGGUUUUCGCCAAUCCUGAAGAUGCAGGUCCACAGAAAGCGAAGGUCAAGUAUGAUGAUCCUGACGUGGAACGCGUGCGAAGGGCGCAUCGCAAUGACCUGGAGAAUGUCUUCCCCUUCAUCCUCGUGGCAUUUUUCUAUGUCUUGACAAAUCCUGAGGCUUAUCUGGCCAUCAAUCUGUUCAGGGCUGCAGUGAUUUCAAGGAUCGUGCACACUCUCGUCUACGCCGUUUGGGUGAUCCCGCAACCAGCCAGAGGAUUGGCGUUCUUCGUCUGCCUGGGAUCUACACUCUUCAUGGCUUUCAAGACAAUUGUAUUUUUCAUAUAAAACAUAAAAGCUCAGCUAAAGUCAUGAAAAUCCUUCUUUUGGUCCAUCCCGCUAUCGUCAUUUGCAAGUGUCGGGCUUUACUCGGGGUUAAGAAGAUCAAUUGUUCUUGAUAACAUCUUAUCAAUCGCACAGCAAAUACAUGUUAAAUUUUGAUGCAAUGUGAAGGUGUAAAGAGAAAAAAAUAAAUGCUAUAUUAGAAGAGAAAACUUUGAGAAUGGCAA